Messenger RNA from Mercenaria mercenaria, 5565 nucleotides. RefSeq lists its product as uncharacterized. Bases 1803 to 3083 code for a protein of 426 amino acids. NCBI's taxonomy places the organism in Eukaryota, Metazoa, Mollusca, Bivalvia, Venerida, Veneridae. The transcript has 2 exons. The record is from RefSeq and is a predicted model, not a curated record.
AAAGAUCCUGACCAGACUGCGCGGAUGCGCAGGCUGGUCUGGAUCCAUGCUGGUCGCAAAGCCGCUAUGUUGGUUUUCUCAUGGUGUGGCUCAUAUUUUGUUAAGUUAAAUACAUUUGAUGAGGAUUUUCUACAUUUGAAGAAAAUAUGUUAAGAUAGAAAUUUUUUAAUGAAAGGUAGGCAUUGGAUAUCUUUAACCGUAAAUUUCACCACUGAUGUUUUUAGGUGUAACUUUUGCAGUAUUUAUUGUGGGGGGAACACUCAGUUUAGAGAUGAAAUUGGGAGUCAAUUUAGGGAAAACAUUGGGUGUCAGUGUGGGGCUAAACUUUAGUCCCACUGGCAUAUAGUAUUUCAAAGCUAAAAUUCCCAAUUGAAAACUUGAAAAAAAAACAAAAAAACAUGAAAAUUUUUACAGUUUUUCUUGAGAACGCAGAAUUGGAAGAGUAUACUCGUGUUUAGUGGUGUAGCAUAAACAAGAGGUCCAUGUUAACCCUUGAACUUCACCCAAGUUCACAGCUCUGAAAUGUUACUCAGUUGAGAGAGCUCGUUUAAUUUUGGGUUGAGAAUUGCCAAGGAAAAUAUUUUGGAAUUGGGUCAACUUCUUCUGUCAGACAAGAUUUCAAAAUUUACACUGUAUACAUACAUACAUGUAGCUAAAAGCAACCACACCAUCUGGUAGCCAUUUUGUUUGAUAAAUCAGAGUAACUGUAAUAACAUUAUGGCAGCAGCUUUUGACAUGAAGAUGUUAUGGUAAAUCAAUGGAUAAGGACUAAGAUACGUGUAUGCAUAUUUUGAAGGUCAUGAUAUAAUAUGAAUCUUCAUUUCGGUGUUAAAAUGUAUGCUUUUGCAUUAAAUAUCGUAUUUGGUGAUGCCAGUAUGAUGAAAGGAUGAUGAUGUCACUUGCCCAAAAUGGUUGCUGUUUCAAAAAUGGCCUCCAUUUCAUUAGAUGGAAAAUACUCAGAUGGCUGCAGCUUUUUUGUUUAUAGCCUGAUUUUCAUCAUUUUUUCAGUAGGUUUAUUGUUUUGCCAAUCCUCUGAUGAAUUUAAGUAUUUUCAAAUAUUGCAAAUUCCCCUUGAAUUUUUUCCUUUCAUCGGCUCAUCACAGGUUCAGUAUUUUAUCAUAGGAAUGUUCUUACAUCACUCCAGUUUCAGACACCUUUUGAUUGCUUCAUGUUUGGAUUUUAUAGAACUUGGCACAAAUAUUUGUCAGAACACUGUGAUGUGUAGUGCACAGUACUGCAAACACAUUUCAUUUUUCAUGGUUUUUGCCCCAAAAACUGCAGUUUCAUGAUGAUAUGUCUUUGUGGAUUUAAAUGAUUGAAGGUACUAUAAAAGGAGCUCAUAUUUCUUCACUUGGAUUUAAUUUUUUUGAAUUGAUUCAGCUAUGAAAUAAAAAAAAAUUAGUCCCCAUGAUAUUAAUGUUUUCAUAAUAUCCUUUACACUAUCAACAGUGUACAGUAUAACUGACCCCUUUAUAUAAGGUCAAGGUAAGAAAGUCUUGAUAUAUGCUUCAAGUAUUUAUGUGUACUGUAUGCUGGGGUCAAGAUCAGGAGAAAUAUAAUGUGACAUUUACCAAUCUAUGGGAUGAAUUAGCUUGAGAAAGUAUGACAACUUUUGAAUAGGCUUCACUGUUUUAAUGCUGCUUUCCUCAAGGUCAAGGUCAGUAUGAGUCAAAUGGUUGCAUAUAAGUUUGGUGUGCCAUAAGACCCAAAUAUAUAAAUAAAUAAAUAAGUUUGUAUAAGGUCAGGAUCAGCCUGAAAUUAUGUAUAAGGUCAGUAAAAGUUGGAAGAUUAUGUAAAAGUUCAUGGGCAUUAUGGGUCAAAAUGUUGUGUUAAAGGUCAAGGUCAGUAUGGGUCAAAAGGUUGUGUGUAAGGGCAAUCUCAGUAUUGGUCAAAAGGUUAUUUAUAAGGUCAAGGUCAGUACUGGUCAAAAGGUUGUGUAUACGGUCAAGGUCAGUAUGGGUCAGAAGGUUUUGUUUAAGGUCAAGGUCAGUAUGGGUCAAAAGAUUGUGUGUAAGGGCAAUCUCAGUAUGGGUCAAAAGGUUGUGUAUAAGGUCAAGGUCAGUAUGGGUCAAAAGGUUGUGUGUAAGGGCAAUCUCAGUAUGGGUCAAAAGGUUGUGUAUAACAUCAAGGUCAGUAUUGAUCAAAAGGUUGUGUAUAAUGUCAAGGUCAGUAUGAGUCAAAAGGUUGUGUUUAAGGUCAAUGUCAGUAUGAGUCAAAAGGUUGUGUAUAAGGGCAAUCUCAAUAUGUGUCAAAAGGUUGUGUAUAAGGUCAAGGUCAGUAUGGGUCAAAAGGUUGUGUAUAACAUCAAGGUCAGUAUGGGUCAAAAGGUUGUGUGUAAGGGCAAUCUCAGUAUGGGUCAAAAGGUUGUGUAUAACAUCAAGGUCAGUAUUGAUCAAAAGGUUGUGUAUAAUGUCAAGGUCAGUAUGAGUCAAAAGGUUGUGUUUAAGGUCAAUGUCAGUAUGAGUCAAAAGGUUGUGUUUAAGGUCAAUGUCAGUAUGAGUCAAAAGGUUGUGUUUAAGGUCAAGGUCAGUAUGAGUCAAAAGGUUGUGUUUAAGGUCAAGGUCAGUAUGAGUCAAAAGGUUGUGUUUAUGGUCAAUGUCAGUAUGAGUCAAAAGGUUGUGUUUAAGGUCAAUGUCAGUAUGAGUCAAAAGGUUGUGUUUAAGGUCAAGGUCAGUAUGAGUCAAAAGGUUGUGUUUAAGGUCAAUGUCAGUAUGAGUCAAAAGGUUGUGUUUAAGGUCAAGGUCAGUAUGAGUCAAAAGGUUGUGUUUAAGGUCAAGGUCAGUAUGAGUCAAAAGGUUGUGUUUAAGGUCAAGGUCAGUAUGAGUCAAAAGGUUGUGUUUAAGGUCAAGGUCAGUAUGAGUCAAAAGGUUGUGUUUAAGGUCAAUGUCAGUAUGAGUCAAAAGGUUGUGUUUAAGGUCAAGGUCAGUAUGAGUCAAAAGAUUGUGUAUAAGGGCAAUCUCAAUAUGGGUCAAAAGGUUGUGUAUAAGGUCAAGGUCAGUAUGCGUCAAAAAGUUUUUAUAAUGUUAAAAAUCAGUAUGAGUCAAAAGCUACAUAAAAAACAUUGUUCAUUUUCCAAGCUGUAGCACGGAUAAUUUCUCUCAAAUUUAGCAGUCGAUGAAUGUGAGUUGUACAUCCAGUUCUCAAGAACACAUACGUUUUGCAUGUAGUACUGGUGAUUGCAAUAAAUUGUAACAGAUAUCUAUACCCUUAUACCAUAGAAUCAGUCAUUUGUUGUUUUGUAAAUGACCUUUGUUUCAUUGCCAAACUCAAAAUCAUUGUUAAAGUUUUUCAGUUAAAGUUGAAUUCUGAUAACUUUUUAGUCACUUGAUUUAUAUGAUGUGCACGUACCCUACAGAUACUAAGGUAACUUAAAAGAAAUUUGAAAUAUCGAGUUGAAAAAAACUAUUGACUGUCAAAGCAUUGUGCAAAAUUUUCAACGAUUAAUUAAAAAUCUGUCAGUCUGGAUUUGACUUAAUUAUAAACCCCAGGAAAAUUGCAUAAAAAAUUGUUUGUAAAAUAUUUUGGAUGGAAAGAAUGUCUGGUUAUGCUAGAAAAGGUAUACACAAUGUUUUGACUUCUGUUUGCAAUAUGUGGUAAGCAGUUUUUUUAUACUAUUUUAAUUUCAUUAAAAUUUACAAAGCAGUGUCGGUCAGGGCAUUAUGCUACCCCUUUAAAGGUUGUAUUGUUUUUCACAAACAAGUGCUAUCUAAAUAUUUCAGUUUUGUAUGAUUAUGUUUGUCUGUAAGUCUUCCUGAGUGAAAUAUGAAAUUUAUACAGUCAAAUCUGUAUUAAGCAGCAAGCUAAGGGAACAUCACAUUUAGGCUGCCUAUAGGUAGCGGACUGUUAAUGACUAUCAGAAAAUUAUUCUCUGUGCGAUUUUGCCAUUUUUCAAUUUUUACCAGAAGGUAUAUGCUCAUUCAGAAACUACAUCUGUAGGAUACCAAAAUGCCUGAUUGGGAUGCAUGUAUGUAAACAUACCGAAAUUGCUGAGUGUCCUUAUGGGUCCACUACCUUAACCUUAGUCUACUAAUUUUCUAAAUUGGACUGGUCCAUCAUUCAGUUUGGGCAGUGCCACUAAUUAUUCGAUGGGUGUUCACUGAAAAUUCAUUGACUGAAUAGCGAAUAGUGCAGACCAUGAUCAGACUGCACGAAUGUGCAGGCUGAUCUUGGUCUGCACUGGUUGCAAAGGCAGAAUCAAUUGCCACCAGCAGGCUAAAGGUUAAGACAAGUUGAAAUAUUGGAACAAAAAGUCAGCUUGGGAAGUUAGUUGACUGGCUGCUUAAGGCAAUAUCAGUGACCACUAAGGCGGGUUUAACUGGAAACGUUUUCAACUUUAAUGAAUUUUUGACUUAACUGAUGAGAAUUUGUGAUCUUUAUUUAUUAAGACUACUGUUUACCUCAGUUGUUAUAUACAUUCACAUUUAUAUGUUUAUAUAUUAUUCCAUGAUAGGACCUCUGACAGUUUUCAAACUAAUUUUCCUCAGAAUUUGCCAAAAAAAAAAAAAAAAUCAGGAAAGAUAACAUGUGGCCAGUAUAGUUAAUUUAAUAAACUUUAGAUUCCAAAAAUAUUUAAUUUGAAAUUAAUUGUUAUGGUGUUGUUUUGAGGCCAAAACAAUGAUAUUUUUAUUGUGCAUGGAAAAUGUAUUUUUAAAAAGAAAAAUUUCCCCCCCAUUGCCCAACCUUAUCAUUUUGCAAUGACUUUAAACGAUACGUGUUAAUUUGAGGUUUGGGCAAUAUAGUCUAAUCAAGUCGUAACUGAACAAUUUUACACAUUAUAAUAAGCAAGUAAAUACUGUUUAUAAAAAUGAAUGCAUUCAGAGAAAACAUAAAAAUCAAAUUAGAAUAUUUAGUCUUUUUGAAAAAAAAAGCAAGAUGUUUCGACAAUUAUUCCAGAGAUUUGCGUUAGUAACAUUAGACUUAGGAAUGAUAACAAAUAUAGGCAUACCUGUAUGAAGCAGUAAUCCAAGGUAGCAAUGCAAUCUGGCUGCUGCUUAAAGACAGGUAGAAAUUAGAACAAAAUGUCUAUUUGAGAAUUUAGCUGACUGGCUGCUUAAAGCAUAUAGCUAGCCUGCCUGCUUUGCUAAAUAGGGAGAGUGCAGGUCUAUAGGCUUCGGGUUUGUGAGUUCGAGCCCUGGGCAAGGUGUAUGUUCUCCUUGACGAUUUGAUAAAAGACAUUGUAUCUGAAAUCAUUCAUCUUCCACCUCUGUUUAUGUGGGGAAGUUGGCAGUUACUUGCGGAGAACAGGUUUGUACUGGUACUGAAUCCAGGAACACCAGUAAGGUUAACUGCCCGCCGUUACAUAACUGAAAUAAUGUUGAAAAAAAACAGCGUUAAAGUUAAAACACAAAACAAACAAGUAAGGCAAGUAGCUGGUUGAUGCAUGUGGCUGCUUAGACAGGUUCAACUGUAUAACUGAUGACUUUGAGUGGAUUUUACACACUGUCGAAAAUUUAAGCAGAUUUCAUUUUAUAAAACUGUCAGAGGUUCUUACUGAAGUUAUAGGCCUAGGUUUAGACAACUUUGAUUAUGAAACAAAAUGAUGUUGUAUUAAAUUUUUGAAAGAGA